Corythoichthys intestinalis (scribbled pipefish) is the source of this 3774-nucleotide messenger RNA. RefSeq names its product enhancer of polycomb homolog 1. Gene Ontology annotation, cellular component: piccolo histone acetyltransferase complex; NuA4 histone acetyltransferase complex. NCBI's taxonomy places the organism in Eukaryota, Metazoa, Chordata, Actinopteri, Syngnathiformes, Syngnathidae. Bases 355 to 2883 code for a protein of 842 amino acids. The record is from RefSeq and is a predicted model, not a curated record. The transcript has 14 exons. Gene Ontology annotation, biological process: regulation of transcription by RNA polymerase II.
GUGUGGAGCGCGCACGCGUGCCAAACUGCGUGGGAAUGGCUGUUGGUGCGAUGGAGGGGGUUGGGCCGAGCACUGCGAGCCGAGCGCUACAUGAGUUUGUAAUGUCCGCCAUGUUGGCCAUGGCGCAUUGAACCGGGGAGGGAGAGCGGAGCGCCAGAGGAAACGAGACCGACACAGAGCCACCGAAACGCGGGCCCGCCCGGCUCUGCUCGCGCUGCCACGCACCCGAGCCUAGCCCCGACCGACCCGAGCGCUCCAGGACACCGAGCCGGAUCCAUCCAUGAGAACUAGAGGCAGAAUUCCUCGCAGAUAGACUAGAUUUAUGCUGCAUCUUUUUAAUAUAUCUUUUAAAAAAUGAGUAAAUUGUCGUUUCGGGCGCGGGCGCUAGAUGCUAGUAAGCCCCUGCCCGUCUUCCGCUGCGAGGAUUUACCGGACCUGCACGAAUAUGCUUCGAUCAACCGGGCAGUGCCGCAGAUGCCGACCGGGAUGGAAAAGGAGGAGGAAUCGGAGCACCAUCUCCAGAGGGCCAUCUCGGCGCAGCAGGUCUACGGCGAGAAGCGCGACAACAUGGUCAUCCCCGUGCCCGAGGCCGAACGCAACAUCACGCACUACGAGUCCCUCUACCCCGGGGAGUUCAAAAUGCCAAAGCAGCUUAUUCACAUACAGCCUUUCGGUUUGGAUACGGAGCAGCCAGACUACGACCUGGAUUCGGGGGACGAGACUUUUGUGAAUAAGCUAAAGAAGAAAAUGGAAAUUACCGCACUCCAGUUUGAAGAAAUGAUUGACCGUUUGGAAAAAGGAAGCGGGCAGCAGUUUGUCAGUCUCCAAGAGGCGAAGCUGCUUCUAAAAGAGGACGACGAGCUGAUCAAGGAAGUGUUUGACUACUGGAGCCGCAAGAGAAAGAUGUGCAAAUUUGGCACCUUCGUCUCCAACAUCAAGCAGGAGAAGAGGGACGGCUCCAGCACCAGCGACCCCUACGUGGCCUUUCGCAGACGGACGGAGAAGAUGCAGACUAGAAAGAACCGUAAGAAUGACGAGGCGUCCUACGAGAAGAUGCUGAAGCUUCGCAGGGACCUGAGCCGCGCCGUCACCAUCCUGGAGAUGAUCAAGAGGAGGGAGAAAAGCAAGAGGGAAAUGCUCCACCUCACGUUGGAGGUUGUAGAGAAGCGAAACAGCAUGCCCGACUUCGGCUGCGAGGUGAUGGCGGAGGCGCUGGCCCAGCAGGCUCUUGUCAAACCCGUCUACACCAUUCCCAUCAUUCCCAGUGCCAACCAGUACCGACACCAGGACCACUUAGACAUGAAUGACUACAAGAAGCAGGAGAAGACGGAAGUGGUGCGAACUAAAAGGAAAUAUGAAAAGAAGCCCAAGAUCCCGCCUCUGUCGGCAGCGCAUCACUCGGGACACUCGGUGUUUAAUCUCAAGGACCUCAACCAGUAUGACUUUCCCAGCUCGGACGAUGAACCUUUUUCACAGAUUCAUUCAGGUUCUUCAGAGGCCGAAGAGGAGAGCGACCCAGAUGGCUGCUACGCAUUCAGGAGGAAGGCCGGCUGCCAUUACUACGCUUCAAGCACCGGCCGGAGCGCCGGCUGGCCAUGGGUGAGUCCGCUGGAGGGCGGGCUGGGGAAUCCGCGUUUCCGCUACUGCCUGACUUCCCUGAAUACGCCGCGGCGGUGCAUCGGCCUGGCUCGACGCCGGGUGGGGCGAGGAGGCAGAUUCUUACUGGAUCGAGCGCACGCCGACGUGGACGCCGUCUGUCACUUCUUGGACUCGGACCCGAAACCUGAUUCUCUCUUGUCACUUCCAAACUCUCCGCUCCGCAACUCCAGUACCUCAGAACCCAAUACCUCGGACCCCGUCAGCUCUUCCCGCCCUCUCUCCACGUCCUCGUCAUCCGGCGAGAAUUUGGACCUGAACCGGAUUCUUUUGAACAUAAAAUCAUGCCGCUGGAGACAUUUCCGACCACGGACACUUUCCCAGAAUGCUUUGGAAACAGGGGACUCACCACUAAAAGGAUUUGCGGAUUUUAGUCGGACCGUGUCAGGACUAACUCGGCGCUUGUCCGGAGGAUCCGUCUCACAGAAUCGACCCGGUCCAGCCACACCUGUUAAAAUGUUCACGGCGGAGCAGUACCAGCAGCACCAAGAGCAGCUGGCCGUCAUGCAGAAGCAACAGCUGGAGCAGAGUCAACAUCAGCAGAACCAACAACAGCAAAAGGACAAACAACAGCAGCAACAAAAGGAGCUAAAAGAGCAGCAGCGUCCUCAAAUCCAACACGCCAACAACUCCUUGAGCGUGGCUAGCCCGCUUAUCAGUCAGGUUUUGGUGUCCAAGACGCUGGACCAGGCUACCGCUCAGUUCGCCGCUUCAGCCCUGGUUACGGCCGACCAGCUGCUGGCCUUCAAGUCCAAAGAAGAGCUGGUGCUGGCCGGCGGAGUGAACGGCGUUCUGGGAGCAGGUGUCUUGAAGGGUCUGCAUCUGUCCAGCACAGCCACAGCGCUCCACCCGUCGCCCGCUUCGGCGGCCCCCGCGUUCCAGCCGGCCGGCACCAACGCUGUCCCUGUCUCCCUGGCGGCCGCCCCGGGCAACCACACGGCACUGGGUCUGUUGGGGUGCGGGACUCCCGGCGCCACUGCCUCAACUCAGGUCUUGAUCGGGAACAACAUCUGUCUGAGCGUGCCCUCGGCUGCCAACCUGGCGGGUCGCCACCUGCCCCGCGCCCUGCCGCCCUCUGCCUUAAAACUGGCCGCCGCCACCAACCUGCAGAAGCCCAAAGUCUCGGCCACGCCGGCCUUGGACAUCAACUCCAGGGAGAAGCGCGAAGAGGACAAAUCGUCACUGAGCAGCAUAGCCGACAACACAGUGGCCAUGGAAGUUACGUAGUGGCGGCAGAGGACGGCGCCAUUUUGUUUUUGUUUUUUUAUUUUCAAGGUGCUGUGCAUCGUAGCGUCUUUUUCCCCAAAAAAAAGAAGGGGGGACGGCAAGCAGGUCGUUCUUUUUCGAACGCGUUUUUUUGUUUGUUUUUGUCAAGGUGUACAUUGUGCAUAUGUGUACAGUAAGGACCGGUUUGUACAUACCACUUGAAUACACGACUGUCCGUUUGUGAUGUUUUGCACUUGGAGCGAAAAAGAGGAAGGUAAAAAAAAAAAAAAGGUGAGCGAAUGAGUUGUAUAGAGAAGUUUUAUCACGUGCAUGGUGCGAGUCGCUGCUGCUUUGAUUCUAUUUAUUGUGCCGUGUUUACACUUGUUUUUGUUUUUUUUGUUUUUUUAUAUCGGGAUUUCUUAUUUGUACACUGUACCUUCGUUUGCUUCCCGUGCUCUUCUCGUACACGUCAUUACGAACCCGUCGGCCGCCAUCGACGGCGAUAAGACGUCAAUGGGAGCCGACGGGCGAAAGAGGGAUGAAGUAUCUUCCCGGAAGCCUUCGCCGCUUCGUUUUAAAGCACUAUUUUUGUGAUUUUUCGCGUUUCCCGUCGAUUGACUUUUUAAUAACGACGAUGCUGCUUUUUGUAUUUUGGGUUGGAAGGGGAUCGUCCUGAGUUAUUUCAUGCAACAAGCCUCAGUUUGAUUUCAUUUUAUUAUUAUUUUUUUAAUCCCACCGACUUUUUUGUAUUAAGAGUUAUUUUUGUAUUUUGUUCUUGUGGUAAAAUGGAUUGUAAGCUUUUAAGUGUCACCGUUGGGUUCGUUUCAAGCAUCGAUAAAGGGAGGGGAGUGUUUUAUCAUUCCGGGGGGAAAAAAGCAGAAUUAAGGGGAUGAUGACCCCUUCUUUUUUUUU